AUGACUGGACGGCGAUUACAACGUCGGUAUCGAGGCGUGUAUCAGAAAUACUCAUUGGUGACCCAGUUGGUCACGUGGCUCCUUGUCAUUUAUAUUAUUGUCAUAUUCGCAGCAGGUGCUGUCAACAAUUCCGACACGGAUGGACAGGCAUCAUUAUCGGACAGUACUUUUUACUUUGUAGUGAUUGUGCUUGGUCUGUACAUUCUCGUCAAGUUGGCAUUGAUUGUGCGAUGGAUAAUUUACUGGAUUAUUUUUGCUGAAUUGCUAACGUAUGCAAUCACUGGUGAUCUGUACUUGUUGUUCUGGAGUGGUGACGAUGCCGUGACAAAUACGGAUCGACAAGUGCGUUCUGUCAUGAUCAUUGUCCUCGUUUCGGUCGAAAUUCUUACGGUAAUUACGUAUGGUUUCACACAUUAUGUGUAUCCAUGGAUGGUGCUUGGUCAGAAAUUUGAUACCCAGGGGUGGUGGAAUAUUAAACCCGGUAUCGAGACCAACACGUUGACGUAUCGCUCUAAAGCGCGCUUUUAUACACGAAAGCGCGACGUAGUCAAGUACUGUGGAGGACUGAAUGCACAAGGUCAACCACAUGGAUACGGCAUGUGGACUGACACGGGGUAUCAUGGCGAGAAAUUGACAGGACAAUGGGAGAAUGGUGUCCCUAUUGGCCCAUUCCGUAGUUUUGAGCACGGAAGUGGUUAUUCAUUUGUGAACAUCCGUGUCGGAUUUUGCCACAACCGAGCUGAGAAGGGGUCUACAGAUAUUUUCUUUUUUCCAAAGCACUCGGAGAACGGUUUAAACUGGGGUGUAGCAAGCGUGGAGUGCUCUGUGUCAGGCGGGUUUUUCAAAUACUUGCCUACAGUGACGCACUUGACGCCAUCAUAUGUGGAUGGCGCUCCACUGAAUGCGUCAGAAUGCCUUUCAGUGCUGCGAACUCCGACGGAUGAUGUUGUGUUUAACCACAACGAAAAAGUGAUGCUGGAAGGACAACCUCACAGGAAACAGGUCACUAAGCGGCAUUUUUUCCGAGAAGAGUCUGCACCUGUGCUUAAUUUACCUAGCAGCAACGAGGACGACGGUAAAGAAGCAUUGGUGCUGCUUCACGGCUACAACUGCUCGCUCGAUUAUGGCAUGAAUCGCCUCGCACAGCUUCUUGCGCUUGGGGACUUUCCAUCAUUCAUUCACCCUUUUGUAUUCAGCUGGCCUAGCGGAGGUGUGCUAGCGUACUUCCAAGCAAAACAGACUGGUAGUGAAAGUGAACGCACAUCGCAUGACUUCGUUUUGUUUCUAAAGAGCUUGAUUGGUGCCGGCUACACAAAGUUGAACAUUAUCGCACACUCCAUGGGAGCGCGUGUUUUCUUUGGCUCCCUUAACAAAGGGCUCUUUGAUGAGGUUUUCAUGGCUACUGGAAGCGUUACGGAUAUCAAUCUUUCCACGAGUAAAAUGGAGCUCUCGACGCUCACAUUUUGUAAUCCGGAUUACGAUCGAAAUGAGUUUGUUAAAUACGGAGGAGGGUAUGACCGUGCACGCCAGUUCUGCAAUCACAUUACACUGUACGCGGACAGUAUGGACGGCGCUUUGUUUUAUUUGGAAUAUCUCUCGAAGACUUCGAUCACGGGGCCGCUUAAUUACUCGCUAGGCAGGCGUGGACAUAUGAUCCAUCGUGACCCGGAGGACAAUGAGGUUGCAGGGCGAUCCGACACAGAGUUCCGUACCUGGCAGAACAAGAAUUUGGCUGUACCGCUAGAUUUGGCUUACGCCGCAGUGAAUCAAUGUGCACAGUACCCUGGCGUAACAUCAUUCGCGUACAACCGGAGUCGGAUACCUGCAAGCAAUGACGAGUCCGCACCUUAUGGCUCUACACGGGGUGGCACUAGUGAAGAAGUUCCACGUUAUUACUUGGACAUGGAUGUGAUCGACACAACUUGGAUGGAUAACAAUGUGCACGCGAUUCGACACAACUAUUUCAACCUUAAUCCAAGUAUUGUAGAUGAUCUUCGCCACUUGAUUGUACUGAAGAAACGUGCAAGUUCCCGUCCCGGUCUUCUUAAAACAACAUCGGCCGAGAACGUCUACAUUUACCUAAUAGCACCGUCCCACAUCAAGAACAAGUGA
Molecule: messenger RNA, 2112 nt
Organism: Peronospora farinosa
Lineage: Eukaryota; Oomycota; Peronosporomycetes; Peronosporales; Peronosporaceae
Source: the annotation of a GenBank genome assembly